AUGUCAGAUUCCAACACAACUGACUUCACAAACCCCUCCACCUUCAUCCUGAUGGGCAUUCCUGGCCUGGAGGAGGCCCAUGUCUGGAUCUCCAUCCCCUUCUGCACCAUGUACGUCAUAGCCAUCUUGGGGAACUUCACCAUCCUGAUCAUUGUAAAGAGGGAUCCGAGGCUCCAUGGGCCCAUGUACUAUUUCCUCUGCAUGCUGGCCGUCACCGACCUGGUCCUGCCUACAUCUAUCCUUCCCAAAAUACUGACCAUCUUCUGGUUCAAUUCCAGGGAGAUUGAUUUCAGUGCCUGCCUCACCCAGAUGUACUUCAUUCACUGCUUCUUCAUGAUGGAGUCUGGGAUCUUAGUGGCCAUGGCUUUUGAUCGCUAUGUGGCCAUCUGCCAUCCCCUGAGACAUUCCACCAUCCUGACAAAUCCUGUGGUGGCCAAGAUUGGACAGGCUGUGGUGCUGCGCAGUAGCAUGCUCAUAAUGCCCUAUCUCCUCCUGGAGAGGCAUUGGUCAUAUUGCAGAACCAACAUCAUCUCCCACACACACUGUGAGCACAUGGCUGUGGUGAAACUGGCCUGUACUGACACACACAUCAGUAGUUACUAUGGCCUCUUUAUGGUAUUCUGUGUGCUUGGUCUGGAUGUGUUUUUUAUCACAGUGUCCUAUAACCAGAUCCUCAGGGCCAUCUUCAGCCUCCCCACAAAGGAUGCCCGGCUCAAGACUUUUGGCACCUGCAGCUCCCACCUCUGUGUCAUUUUAGCCUUUUACAUCCCAGCUCUCUUCUCCUCCCUCAUGUCCCGGUUUGUCCAGAAUGUGGCCCUGAAUUUCCAGGUUCUCAUGGCCAACGUCUACCUCCUGGUGCCUCCCAUGCUAAACCCCAUCAUCUAUGGGGUGAGGACCAAACAGAUCCGGGACAGGCUGCUUGGGCUUUUUACUCAUAAAGGAACCUAA
Mauremys reevesii (Reeves's turtle) is the source of this 948-nucleotide messenger RNA. Its product is annotated as olfactory receptor 52K2-like. Gene Ontology annotation, biological process: G protein-coupled receptor signaling pathway. The transcript has a single exon. Gene Ontology annotation, molecular function: G protein-coupled receptor activity; olfactory receptor activity. NCBI's taxonomy places the organism in Eukaryota, Metazoa, Chordata, Testudines, Geoemydidae. The coding region runs from base 1 to 948 and encodes 315 amino acids. The record is from RefSeq and is a predicted model, not a curated record. Gene Ontology annotation, cellular component: membrane.